Aedes albopictus (Asian tiger mosquito) is the source of this 5806-nucleotide messenger RNA. RefSeq names its product thrombospondin type-1 domain-containing protein 4 (gene loh). Gene Ontology annotation, cellular component: extracellular matrix. Gene Ontology annotation, biological process: proteolysis; extracellular matrix organization. The record is from RefSeq and is a predicted model, not a curated record. Lineage: Eukaryota; Metazoa; Arthropoda; Insecta; Diptera; Culicidae. The transcript is spliced from 12 exons. Bases 1252 to 4605 code for a protein of 1117 amino acids. Gene Ontology annotation, molecular function: metalloendopeptidase activity.
GGAGGCGUUAGUUAUGUUUCAAAUUUGGUAACGAGCGGUCACGAGUGGGAAAACGGCGUGCGCGCGCGUACUUUUCGGUUUCGGUUCAUGAGUUCCCGCGGGUUCCCAACGGUGGUUUCGUGCGUACCGUCGUCGGGAUGCUUUGGUCCACGUGUCGUGUUGUCGUGAUCUCGUCCUUCGUAAGGAUCAAACGUGAUUGGAAUUUGAAUGUUUACGCCUAGGCGCGUCGAAGUGAGUGAUAAGAAAGUGAAAAUAGCACAUCACAAAUUUGACGAACGGUUCGCUUGCAAUGAUGUUAGGAUGUGCGUGCGUUCUGCUACACGAGGAAGAUUGUCCCAGAAGUUGAUUGAGUGAUUGUUUGACAAGAACGUUGUUUGGUGGAAGCAGAAACAGAAGUUCGUCGCCGGGGUCAAAUUACGCAGGCUCGAAAUUCGGCACAUUUGCUCCGGAGAAGAGAUCGUUUAGACGAAAAAAAAGUGAGAGAUUUGAUGUGCUCUGGAAACAUAUGAAAUGUGAAUGAUAGCUAUAGGAGCACACUUUGUGUUGUUUGGGUUAAUUGGCAUAAAAUGUGAUCGUGAUCCGUUGAAACUGAGUGCUAUUUUUAGUAAUAAAUGAAGAAAAGUAUGGAGAUAUAUAUUCGAUUCGACCAUCAAAACUACUAAGCAAACAAUCGAAGCUGCGCCCACCGGAUUGUGACCAAACGCUGGCGGAUGGUCGGUCAUCUGCAUUCGGGUGGUAUAGUUUUUGCGCCAUCGCUCCUCCUACCGCAAGGUGUGAAGGUGAAAAUGUGAUAAUUGUUGCGGUGUGACAUAAAAAAUCCCAAACGUGUAGGGAGUUUAAAACAAUAAAAAAAAAAAAUUAAAUCCGUAAUCGGCCGGAACCGGGUGUGCCCGCAUACUGGUGUAGCGUUUUUGGACGAAAUUGAAUGAGCGGUGGGUAUAUGCCUGCUGUAUAGUGGUGAAACUGAAGAGCCUCCUCGGUGCGAAAUCUGUUCCCGGUGAAAUAUUUGUGCAACGAGUGGGUGAUAUUUCGCGGAAAAGCUGUUUAUAUUUACGAUUUGGGAAUUUCCCGUGAAUUGUGGCGGUGGUGCAAAAGGUGAAUAGUGUGUUGUGACGACAGGGAUAACGAAUUGCAGCUGCCAGUGCCUGUGUCACCUACAUAUCUGUGUUGCUGUUGUUGGCGAGGAAGCAUCAUUGACCCACCGAGAGGACACACCUCGUGGAUAACCAGGAAUUUUAAUUAAAUGCCAGAAUGAAGACAUCAAGGUUCAUUUGCUGCUGUGCAAUAAUCGUAAUCGUUUCGACCGUAGUCAGCUCGACGGUUGCCGAUCAGAGCACCAAGGAACGGAUUAGGAUUCACAAAGAAUGGCUAGCGAGGCGUGCUGCCAGUCGUGUCGGCACCAAUUCCACUCAACGUACGACCUACCUGCGGAAGUUAAUCAAAUUCAAAAACGAACAUGAACCCCUUUCCGAGAAUGACAUUUCCUUUGUGCCACAUUUCACCCAGAAUAGCAACAAUCGGAACAAUGAGCAUCAGCCGCCGGGAGACGAACUCCAGCAGGACUCGGACAACGUGUACGGACUGAAGCCGGUCGGAAGUGGUGACGAACCGGAAGACACCACCGAACAACAGGCGGCCGAUCGCUAUCGGUACGAUGUGGCAAGUGAAAGCAAUUUGUCCCGGCCAACGACGACGACGACUACGUCGGCGACGGUCGAAUCGCGCUUAUUAGUGCAGGACUCAGGCCCGGAAGCAUCCAACGAAAUACCCCCGGUGACAUCUAGCGGCGGAGGUGCAUCGACCGUAACGCAACAGCGGAGCGAUGUGGUGACGUCAGUCGGCAGAGGGCGCCGCCGUGGGAAUGAAAGUGAGCCAACCGAACAAAUUAAUGCUGUGGCCAAAAUAAAUGAGCCUGUUGGUAAAUCCGAGACGACGACGGUGCUCAUGAAUAAUGAUCUGCCGCAGCAGUUGCAGGUGGUGGGUGCAACCGGAAGUGCCGCUCAUAAAUCAGACCCGGGUCGUACCGUUGGCGGUGAUAAAAGGAAAUCCUGGCACCAUCCCACCAUAAUUAAUAAUGAAACCACAGACGAUGAGAGCGGGUCGUCUUCUUCUGAUGGUGGUGGAGAAGGUGGAAUUGCGACCACUGUUGCACCACCUAGCACAACUACUGUACAGCUACUGGAAGGAGCAAAGGUCAGUGACCAACAGCAGGACAAGGCAAAGCCGGGUGCUAAUGUCACCAUCAGGAACGGAUUUGGUCCGUGGAGUAAUUGGACGGCCUGCUCUCGGUCCUGCGGAGGUGGGGUGAAAUCACAACAACGGAAAUGCUGGCGACGAGAGUACAUCAAUGGGAAGAAAAGCCCCAAACCAGCGCUGGAAAGUUAUGAUUGUAUCGGAAUUGUUAAACGGUACCAUCUCUGUAAUGAACAGGAGUGCCCAGAUCCAACGGUCGACUUCCGUGAGCAGCAGUGUACUAGUUUCAACAACCAAACGUUUCAGGACAAGCGAUACAUCUGGGAGGCAUUUAUCAAAGACGAUGCCGAAUGUGAGCUGAACUGUAAACCGAUUGGUAUGCGCUACUUCGCCACGCUCAACAAGACCGUUAUCGAUGGUACGCCGUGCAGCAAACCGACCGAGUACUUCCGGCGCAACAACAGCGGCAGAGGAAUUUGCGUCGAUGGAAUUUGCAAGGCUGUUCACAACAGUGGCGUGAUAUCCGGGACGUUUAUGAAUAAUGGUGCCGUACGGUGUGGCACUUCCGUUUGUCGGCCCGUUUCCGCCAUCUACACCAAGAGCCAGCAGACCAGCGGGUAUGUUCACGUGGCCACCAUCCCGGCGGGGGCGUACAACAUCACCGUGACCGAGCUGCAGAACAGCCAGAACUAUCUCGCUCUUAAAACGGCCGAACGGUUCAUCAUCAACGGCGACUACACCAUAUCAUUGAGCGGUUUCUACCAAGGCGCUGGCACCACUUUCGAAUACCGCCGGGUGGACAACCUCAACAAUGUCUCGGUUAGUAGUUUUCGCAAGAUCGAAGGCGUCACCGAGUGGGUCACCUCCCCAGGACCUACCACGGAAGCGGUUGAACUGUACUUGCUAUCGCAACAACCCAAUCCAGGGAUUAAGUACGAAUAUCUGAUGCCGAUCAACACCAACCCUAUUCUGGAUUCCGGGGAGGAUAACCGGGUUGACGCUCUAACGAACGAUAUCACCGAGAAGGCCAGCUUCCGAGUACCGAAGCAACGAACCAUCUUGAACAACACGCUUCCAUCGAGCACGACGAAACCACUUCGCAAGCGGAAGUUCCUCUGGAAAGUGAUCGGGUUCAGCGCGUGCAGUAAGUCCUGCGGAGGUGGAGUUCAGCAGCCGGUUAUCAAGUGUGUUCGUGAAGCUCCAACCCGAGUGUUCUCUCCGAAGCGCUGCGCUCAUCUGGCACAACCGGUGUUGAACGAUCAUCUACUGCGGUGCAAUACGCAGCCAUGCCCGGCGUACUGGAAACUUUCCGAGUGGAGUGAGUGUAACUGCGAAGAAGCCACCACCGAUAACGAAGCGUACAAAACCCGAGAAGUCAAAUGCGUCCAGGAGCUGAUAUCCGGCAUCGUGAUUCAGGUUAACAGUGGGGCUUGUAUGGAAGAGCAACCGCCGGCGAGUGAGAGCUGUGACUGCGUUAAGCAUACGAAAGCACCUGCGAAGGUGAGGAAGCCCACCGUAGUCAGCCAUCAUCAUCACCACCACCAGAACAGCAACGGUAAUCAUCACAAUGGACACAAUACCCAGAACGACAUGCAGAUCACCAACGGAUACGGUCGGGUUAGUUUGGAUUCCAGCCGGAUCAGUCAGCAGGUGGAAUCGAAGAAGACGGGCAUUUGGCUGACUGCCGACUGGAGUCAACGCUGCUCGGCAAGCUGCGGAGUUGGAUUGCAAACUAGAUCGAUCUUUUGCGAUCGCAGUUCGUCGACCAAUUCCGAGCGGUGUGAUUUGCGGUUUACUCCGGAUACGACUAGGGAGUGUACCAGCAAUCGGGCCUGCGAGUACGGAGAAUGGUUUGCCGGACCUUGGGGAUUGUGUUCGGGCGACUGCUUCAACCUGACCAGAUCUCGAACAGUUCUGUGUAUCCGCAACGACAACUUUGCUACCGAUUCCGAGUGUGACGACAACGAGCGGCCCAUCUCGAUCGAGAACUGCGAUGUGGAGACGAUUGACGAUUGCAAACCUAGAUGGCACUACUCCGAGUGGAGUGAGUGCACCAAAACGUGCGACGGCGGUAACCAGCGGCGAGUGGUCAAGUGUCUGGAGUUCAACCAGCGUGACAAGAUCAUGCAGGAAUCGGCCAGUUGUCGUUACGCGGACCGUCCGAUGGCAUACCGCGUGUGCAACGAAGAACCCUGCCCCUCGACGACGACCUCGAGCACUACAGUCGCCGCGAUAGCAACAUCGAUGGAACCCUACGUAGAGCCCCGAGUCGACAUGAUACAGAACGACGGCACCUGCCGGGACGACUUUCCGAACUGUAGCAUAGUCCUGAAGGCGAAACUGUGCAGCUAUGCGUACUACAGCCAGGCGUGUUGUCAGACGUGUCGAAAUCGAUCGAACGAGCUGUAUUAGUUGGCAACCAGAGGUACCUUCACGGGUGACCCAACAGAGUGAAUACUUAGUGAAUUGUAGUGACUAGGUUGAGUUUAAGUUAUUUUCUUCGUAAAUUUUAGAGAAUCAAGAUUUUGUAAUGUUUUCGAGAAACACGAUUCUUUCAACCUCCUUUUUAAGGCCUUUGUAUUAUCCAGAUUCUUUUGUUAUUCAUUUAGAUUCUAAAAUAUUCUACUUCAGGUUAAUCAUGAGUAAAAAUUUUCCAAAGAGUUUGUUGGCUUCUUCUGACAUCUUCCGCUCCCGCGAAACAAAAGUUGGAAGAAUUGAUUUCGUAAAAACGUUAGAAAAUCUAAAAUCACCUAUUUUGAGGCAAACAAUAGUUGCUACGUUUGCAGACCGCAGUAUUUAUACGUUCCGUUAGAAACAAUCUCUUCCACGAUCUGGAACACUAAUCAAAACGGCUCCAAACUACUUUUUGUACAAUAAAAAUGAAGCAUUACAAGAAUUUAAGAUUUUGUUGGAGAAAAUAUUUAUCUACAAAUAUAAGCGCUAGGCAGAACUAUAUUUAAGAAAAUAUCGGAAUGACUGUGAAAAGUUUAAGCAAAAAAUAUAACGCCACAUUUCGAAUUCACGUGUGAUGAGAAGAUUCAAAAUACCUGUUACGUGUUACCCCACCCUUUUACUUCUCACGGCAACAAGAAAUUGUAAAUGUUAGAACUUCCCAAGUUUCCCAACUGCCGAGAAGGCUCUUUCCAAAAAUUUCCAUGAUCGAAUGGAGCCAAAAGAGGCCAAACAACAGUCGAACAUUAAUCUCACGUAGCGUGUAAGUGCCAUUUUAAGCAUAAUGAUCCCAUUCGGAAAACUAAUGAAUGAAACAUAUUCACUUGAUGUACAAUUUCAAGGUCGAGUCUUAUUGUAGAUGCUUUGAGGAGCAUUUCACCCUCAGCGAGGAGCAUUAUCCGUAAACACCCACACUCACUCGCACAAAAGAGCAUAAUGAUCAAACAAUAUGACACAAAGUAAAAUAUUUUAAUGGAGUAUUUUUCCCCUACCAGGAGUGUACUAAUAUGUCGUUUCGUUAGGCAAAAGGCAUCUAUAUGGCGGAACGUGUAAGCGUUCCGAACAAGUGAACCUCUGGGAUGUUCAAUCCAGGAGGACAACGUUGCUAGCGAUAGAUGUAGAUUGAUCACAUUGUUUUAAUUACAUCUUGAAUCAAAAUCAA